CAGGCUCGGGGCGACCGCGGGAUGCGGCGCUGAGCGCGCUCCGCUCGCUUUUUCCGUCCGUCUGUCCGUCCGUCGGUCUCCCCUCCCGGGCUGCCGCACACCGAGAUUCCCUCCCGCAGCCCAUGAUGUGCCUGGAAAGCGACGGCUCCUCCGGCAGCAGCCCGGUCUGCGGCGGGCGACUCCGAGCUGGCGACGAGGAGGAGGAGGAGGACGGCGAGCGGGGCUGCUGCGGCCGGGGUGCCGAGGGAGAGGUGCAGACGCUGUCGGGCAGGAUGAACCCCCCGGCGGCCGGCAAGCACCCCGACCGACCCGCCGCCCUCCGCAAGGCGCCGACCCUCGGCCGGGCCCGGGUAGCGGCCGCCGGCAUCCUCAGUGUGGGCAAUGUGCUCAACUACCUGGACCGGUACACCGUGGCAGGUGUGUUACUAGACAUCCAGCAGCACUUUGGAGUCAAAGACAGUGGGGCUGGCUUGCUGCAGACAGUUUUUAUCUGUAGUUUCAUGGUCGCGGCGCCGAUCUUUGGUUACCUUGGUGACCGGUUCAACAGAAAGAUCAUUCUCAGCUGUGGGAUCUUCUUUUGGUCAGCUGUCACUUUUUCAAGCUCCUUCAUCACUGAACAGUAUUUCUGGCUCCUUGUGCUCUCACGGGGUUUGGUUGGCAUCGGUGAAGCGAGUUAUUCUACUAUUGCACCAACCAUCAUCGGAGACCUGUUCACCAAAAACACGAGGACCCUUAUGCUGUCUGUGUUCUACUUUGCAAUUCCUCUCGGCAGUGGCUUGGGAUACAUCACUGGGUCGAGUGUGAAGCAGGUUGCUGGAGACUGGCACUGGGCACUGCGGGUAUCUCCACUCCUAGGAAUGAUAACAGGGACACUCAUCUUGAUAUUUGUGCCUGCUGCUAAAAGAGGAAAUGCUGAGCAACUUGGGGGGCAGCUGAAGGCUCGGACUUCAUGGCUGAGAGACAUGAAAGCAUUGAUUAGAAACCGCAGCUAUGUGUUCUCAUCCUUGGCCACCUCAGCUGUCUCCUUUGCCACGGGGGCACUUGGUAUGUGGAUCCCUCUGUAUCUUCACAGAGCACAGGUUGUGCAGAAGACAGCAGAGACCUGCAGCUCCCAGCCCUGUGGCACCAAAGAUAGUUUGAUCUUCGGAGCAAUCACGUGCUUCACUGGCUUCCUGGGUGUUAUCACAGGGGCAGGAGCCACCAAAUGGUGCCGGUCCAAGACGCAGCGAGCUGAUCCUCUUGUCUGUGCUGUUGGAAUGCUGGGAUCAGCCAUCUUCAUCUGUCUGAUCUUCGUGGCAGCCAAGAGCAGCAUCGUGGGAGCCUAUAUUUGCAUUUUUAUCGGAGAAACUCUUCUGUUCUCAAACUGGGCUAUCACAGCAGACAUACUAAUGUACGUGGUCAUUCCAACUCGCCGUGCAACCGCAGUGGCCUUGCAGAGUUUCACUUCACACCUCCUGGGAGAUGCUGGCAGUCCUUAUCUCAUUGGAUUUAUCUCCGACCUGAUACGACAAAGCACUAAGGAGUCCCCGGUGUGGGAGUUCCUCAGCCUGGGUUACGCGCUCAUGCUCUGCCCGUUUGUCGUUGUCCUGGGAGGGAUGUUCUUCCUGGCCACAGCCCUCUUCUUCCUGAGUGACAGAGCUAAAGCUGAGCAACAGGUGAAUCAGUUUGUGAUGCCACCAGCCUCUGUGAAAGUCUGAGACGCUGCCAGUGAAGGCAAGGACACGUGGACUCCUGCUCCCACCAUACCAGUCUCAAUCUGGAAGCCCUUCUGUGCUGGAUAUCAGUGGAUCCUUCAGCUCCACAUCACAGAGGGGGUCUCUCCACCAAAUCCAUCCCUCGCUCCAGCCUGCGGGGUCAGGCACCGGGAGAUGAGCAGGGCAGCCGGGAAGGUGGCAACUUCUGGAAUGUGAGGACGUUCACGGGGCCCCUGAGCAUGGAAACCAACUGUCCACUGUACCCAGAAAAGGCUGCCCAAGUGAGCAACUGUAGAUUGUGUCAAUGGUUUUAGUUGUAGCCAAUGAAGUCCACAUUGUUUGUAGGGCAGCUGGUGUCCAUGGAAUGCUGCUGCUCUGCCAGCACUCCCACUCCCACAGACUGCACUAGCUGAGGGCCUGUUUUGUACAUCACCUUUUCUUUGACACUGAAGGCUUGAUUCAGAUUAUUAUUUUUUAUUUAAAUAUGUUAUAAGAUGCUUUAUCUCUGCUGGAGACAUUAGAUUAUAUAUAUAUAUAUAUAUAUAUAUAUAUAUAUAUAUAUAUAUAUAUAUACAUAUAUAAAGUUUUUAUUUAAACAUUUGAAAUCUGGAGCUGCCUGUGCAACCAUAGCAGACAUGAAUAACGUCCAUAGCUCUCCUCCUCUCAGUGCCCUGGUGCCAGGGCCUGCAAGGGCACCACAGGAAAACUUCCAGUGGGUGACCUACCUGUCACUGAGACUGAGCAGUGGGACAGAGGAGAGAGUUUCACUGCACUGGGUAUGCUGGUGGUUGUCACAGAAAGGCCCAGAAGAACGUUGGAUAGAAAUCCCUACAGGCUCUAGAGUUUUCCAUAUGCUAAAUUCAGGCUUCCUAGGAGGUUCACAGGCUUUUAAAAUACCAAAAUCCACCUAGCUGAAUGGCUGCACCUUGGGCCUGGGAGUGCAAUACUGCUGUGCCAGUGACCUCGUGCUUUGUUUACAUGAUACCAUAUCACUCAGACUGUCAAUGCUAAUUCUCCCUGUCAGUAUCCCAAAGCAGGUGGCUGACUCUGCCUUCAGAGCAGUGCUUGGGUUCCUGCACACCCAACCUGACCUGUCACUGGGGUGUACUUGUACCUUGACAAAGGUGCCUUUGAGAGCUUUCAGACAAGGCCAGUGCCUGAACUGGGUUAGACUCAAAUGCAGAAGCAUGUCAUGGUGCCAUUCCACUGGAGUCUUGUUUCCUUGACCUGGCCUCCACAAGCCAAAUUUGUGCUGUGUCAGCUGGAUGGGGGAGGAAGGGGAGCACAGGUCCUGAAGAGGGCCGGGCUGCCACAUGGAGGGCACUGCCACAGGAGGGCAGUGGCUCAGCAGGCCCCCAUUCCCUGUGUUCUGAGCCCUCUCUCACAGUUCAGAUCCCCCCUCCAGUUCAGCACAGCUUGAGCAGGUGACAGCACCUUGUUCUUGUGCUCAUGGCUCACAAGUGACUGCACUUGGGCUCCAAGGAGGAGUAAAUCAGCUCAAGAAAUGUCAGACCAAGGCUAGAUGUGAGUUAAGGCUGGAGCUGCUGUCCUGGUUGUGCCAUAAGCAAGGUACUGUUAGUAAAUCUGGGUUUAUCUCCCAUUCCCUGCCAGGAUGUGCUGGGACCUACAGCACAACACUGCAGCAGAGAUGGUUCUAAUUCCAGGUGCUCACCCCAUAGCAAGUCCCUGCCCAGGCUGGGGAUUCCUGUAAUCCCAUGAGCCUUUCCUCCUCCCCAGACCUCACAGGACUCCUCUGCAAGGGUUCUGUCACCUGAAAUUCCUUAACAAUAGCUCUAAGACUUGGCUAAAGAACCAGAGCCAGAAGUGUUCCUCUAGUGCCUGAGCAAGCAGGUGCUAGAAAUAACAAAGCAAAGCAAAUCCCAACAAUGCUUCACUUCCUACCUCGUGCCACUAUUUACACUCAGACAGGAAACACAGCCUGUAGUCUGGGAGCCAAACACUUGGCUUUAAAGGCACAUGAAUUUCUGAUUCCCAUUAAGAAAUUCCUUUUUAAGCUGUUUAAAAAGAAACAAAAAGCAACCCAACAAUCAGUCAUUUCAUCUCAGAGACCAAAGAAGAUUAACCACAUUGUCUAAAUUGCUUUUCUGAUAGGCUCUGUGUUGUAGCAUUUAUUGUCAACAAAAUGGAACAUUUCUGCUAAGGUUCAGAGAUUAGGAAUUCUCCUUAAACUUAAUUCUCAGAAGUCAAGAAUGAAAAGGGAACUGAAGUGUUCUGUAAUGUCACUGCAGUCCUUGUUUGUGACAGACUCCAGUCCCUGUCAGAGCUCAGUGCUGGUUUUAUCCUUUGUGCACAUGAAGGAAGUGCUGUGGAUUCUGUUUAAACAAGGACAGAGGGAAGGGAGCAAACAAAGGAGUGAGAAAUGAGUCCAACCUUCACUAAGGGAUCCCUGAAUCCCUGCUGCCACAUGUUCCAGGCUAAGAGAGGGAGGCUCAGGCUUCUUCAGAUCCUUGCUGCAUUCAGCAGGGUCUGUGCAAGUGUCCAGAGGCACCAGGGAGGCUUCAGCUGCCCCUCAGUUAAUCAAGAGGGUUUUCUUCUACUCCUCUUCAUAAAGGGGAUUUUUUAAAGCAUUAACUCCCCCCAGCUGAUUCUGCACUGGCAGUCAGGUGGUUUCUACACAGUGUGGGAAACUGAGGCAAUGGGACCUGCCCAAAGAGGCAAGAGAAUGACCCAAAAGGCAGCAAGCUGCCAUCCCAAGUGGCUCCUGCUGCCACCGCUCCCAGAGCAGGUCUGCGUGGCCCCAGGAGCCUCUCCCCUUACAGUCAGGGUGACUGAACCCCUUAAAUGUCUGGCUGUGCUCUGGGAAGCAGAGUUCUUCCAAGCUCCACCCCAAAUGUUGUUCUCUUCUGUUGGCUUUAUUGUCUGGUAAACCAGCACUUACAAUCACUUUUACUACGUGAUGUACGGGAGUAUUAGUAUAUUUUCUUGUUAUACAAGGGAGGAGUAUAAAAUAGUUUUCUGAUUUCUUUCGGAAGCAAAUGACUAUUUUAUUUUUUAAGAGCAAUUGAUUGUGAAUCUCAGAGUAUAAAAAACAAAAGAUAAGCCAAAUAUAUACCUUUAUGUAAAUUAAGAAAUAAAAGUAUUUAAAAUGUA
This is a messenger RNA of Vidua macroura (Pin-tailed whydah), 4805 nucleotides long. RefSeq names its product SPNS lysolipid transporter 2, sphingosine-1-phosphate (gene SPNS2). Gene Ontology annotation, molecular function: sphingolipid intramembrane carrier activity; transmembrane transporter activity. NCBI's taxonomy places the organism in Eukaryota, Metazoa, Chordata, Aves, Passeriformes, Viduidae. Bases 123 to 1697 code for a protein of 524 amino acids. The transcript is spliced from 13 exons. Gene Ontology annotation, biological process: sphingosine-1-phosphate receptor signaling pathway; lipid transport; transmembrane transport. The record is from RefSeq and is a predicted model, not a curated record. Gene Ontology annotation, cellular component: membrane.